CACACGGUGGAGCACAUGGACUCUAGCCAGCCGUUUUCUGAGGACAUAGAUGUUAAGCACAGGGGUCCUUGCAUGUGGACAGUCUGUGUUUAAGAUCCUGGCCAGGGCCAGAGGCUCAAGUGGUGUGGGGCUCCCAGCCCGUGGGGAAUUGGAGCCCUGGGGCUGGCAACCUCUCGCUGCCCACCCCCACCGCCCCAGGUGACUAUCAGAGAGAAGACCGGCGCAGAGCAUGCACCUAGCGAGCGGAGACAGCAGAGCGGCCCCUGCCGGGCAGGAGGUGGAGCUGCAGCGGACCUCGGCUCUGAGCUGUGCCGGGCCCGGAGGGCGGGAGCCCCGCAGACCCAGGGCCGGGGAGCGAGGACAGCCUGCGGCCGCUGCUGAGCGGAGCCCCGGGACUCCCCGACGCAAGGAUGUGGGUUCCUGCCUCACACAGGGGAGGUCUCCCUCUCCUCUGCCUUGGUUCUUUGGCUCCAGGCCUGAAGACCCCUGCUUCACAGAAAAUACUCCCUUGCUCUGGAAUUCCUCACAAGAGGAAGGGUCACAGUGCAUGCCUGCUUACCGUCCAGAGUUCAUUCCUGAUGAAGAAUCUUGGGAAAACAGCUUGGCUGAGUGGGAGCGAAGAGGCACGCUGACCAGAGAGGUGGCUGGUUGGUCCACAUCUGCCUCUUGGGAGAAGGAGGAACACACAGAGAGCUCUCACCUCAGGGUCCCUCUGCUGAAGCUGAAGUGCUGUGCGCGGGCGCUGAAGGUCACCGGCCUGUUUGUCUCCGUGGUGCUGUGCUCGGUUUUAUUCAGCCUGUAUCCAGACCACGGGAAACUCUGGCAGCUGCUGGCCGUGUCCCCUCUGGAGAGCUACGCUGUGAACCUCAGUGGCCACGCAGACUCCACGCUGCUGCAGCUCAACCUGGCGGGGGCCCUGGCCGUGAGUGGACCAAGUCGAUCUGGGAGAGAAGAGCACGUCCUGGUGGAGGUGACCCAGAGGGGUGCCUUGAACUCGAGGCGGCGGCAGCCACAGCAAGUUACAGUCACCCACAACUGGACAGUACUUCUAAAUCCAAGAAGAAGCGAGCACCUGGAGGUGAGCAGGACCUUCUCGGUACUGAGCAGAGAAACCGUUUCCAUCAGCAUCCGGACCUCCGUCCCGCAGACCCAGGUCAUCCCGCUCCUGCUGUCUCACCAGUACCUCCGCAUCAGCAUCGGGGCGCAGGUGACCACUGCGGCAGCCAUCCUCGCGGGGGUCUAUGCGCUGAUUAUAUUUGAGAUCGUCCACAGGACUCUGGCAGCCAUGCUGGGGGCUCUUGCAGCAUUAGCGGCUCUGGCUGUGACUGGUGAUAGACCCAGCCUGACCCAGGUGGUGGAGUGGAUUGAUUUUGAGACCCUGGCCCUGCUGUUUGGCAUGAUGAUAUUAGUAGCCAUAUUUUCAGAAACUGGAUUUUUCGAUUAUUGUGCUGUCAAGGCGUACCAGCUCUCCCGGGGCCGGGUGUGGGCCAUGACCCUCAUGCUGUGCCUCCUCGCUGCUGUCCUCUCUGCCUUCUUGGACAACGUCACCACGAUGCUCCUCUUCACCCCUGUAACGAUAAGAUUAUGUGAGGUGCUCAACCUUGAUCCCAGGCAAGUCCUGAUUGCGGAAGUGAUCUUCACGAACAUCGGAGGAGCCGCCACUGCUAUCGGGGACCCGCCAAACGUCGUCAUCGUUUCCAACCAGGAGCUGAGGAAGAUGGGCCUGGACUUCGCCAGAUUCACAGCACACAUGUUUGUUGGUAUUUGUCUUGUUCUCUUGGUCUCCUUUCCACUCCUCAGACUCCUUUACUGGAACAAAAAGCUUUAUAACAAGGAGCCCAGUGAAAUCGUUGAGCUGAAGCAUGAGAUUCAUGUGUGGCGACUGACGGCGCAGCGCAUCAGCCCAGCCAGCCGUGAGGAGACGGCUGUGCGCAGCAUGCUGCUGCGGAAGGUGCUGGCACUGGAGCACGUGCUGGCCCAGAGGCUGCGCACCUUGCAGAGACAAAUCUCACAGGAAGAUAAAAAUUGGGAGAACAAUAUCCAGGAGCUACAGAAAAAGCACAGGAUCUCAGACAGGAUCCUGCUCAUCAAGUGCCUGAGCGUGCUGGGAUGUGUCAUCUUCACCUUCUUCCUCAGUUCGUUUGUCCCUGGCAUUCAUCUGGAUCUCGGAUGGAUUGCUAUUCUGGGUGCCGUCUGGUUACUGAUUUUAGCUGAGAUCCACGACUUUGAGGUGAUUCUACACAGAGUAGAAUGGGCAACCCUUCUGUUCUUCGCGGCACUCUUCGUACUGAUGGAGGCGCUGGAGCAUCUCCACUUAAUAGAAUACGUGGGGGAGCAGACUGCUUUGCUAAUAAAGACUGUUCCGGAGGACCGGCGCCUGGCCGCCGCCAUGGUCCUGGUGAUGUGGGUCUCGGCCUUGGUGUCUUCCCUGAUCGACAACAUCCCAUUCACUGCCACAAUGAUUCCUGUGCUCCUGAGGCUGAGCCAAGACCCUGGGGUCAGUCUGCCCACCAUGCCGCUCAUGUAUGCACUGGCCCUUGGCGCCUGCCUGGGAGGUAAUGGGACUCUGAUUGGAGCAUCUGCAAACGUUGUUUGUGCAGGGAUCGCAGAGCAGCAUGGAUACGGAUUCUCUUUCAUGGAAUUUUUCAGGUUGGCGUUCCUUACUUCGAAGGCUGGUAACCGGCGUUCGUCAGCCACCUGCCCGGACGUACUUCAGGAGGACUUGCGUGACGACCUCUGCCUGCUGAGCCUCCGGUGUCGCCCACGGGAGGCGCGGGUAGUAGCAGGUUGGGGUUCCCAAUGAUGAUUGUGUCCUGCACUGUCGGGAUGUGUUAUCUUCUUGUUGUUCAUGUUGUGAUGGGAUGGAAUUAGUAGACAGUCACCAUUUGAAGACUAAGGGAAACUUAAUUCAUCAUCAACGUCAGUCAGAAAGCUACCCCAGACCAUUCUGAAGAAGUAAGGUGCUUGCCCCGGGACGCUAUGGGUGGAGGUGAUCUGGUGCUCGAAAAUCAUGGUGUCCUCUUUGUAUUCUUUUUCAAUAGAGGACAAAAAAUGGAAAUACAAGAUAAUUAUCCAAGAUUCCUUUAUUGGAAACCACAUAUAUUUUAAAAACAUUUUUUUUUUGCUAUUCAAUGUAGGAAAGACAAAAAUUCACCCAAGAUAGCUUGUUCUUUGUCAUUUCUCCUGAGACUAUAGACAGUUUUUCUUCAUGUAAUUACUUUUCAUGUUAAAAUAAUCAGCAUUUAAAUCAU
This is a messenger RNA of Fukomys damarensis (Damara mole-rat), 3251 nucleotides long. RefSeq names its product OCA2 melanosomal transmembrane protein (gene Oca2). Gene Ontology annotation, biological process: transmembrane transport; melanin biosynthetic process; melanocyte differentiation. Lineage: Eukaryota; Metazoa; Chordata; Mammalia; Rodentia; Bathyergidae. The transcript is spliced from 25 exons. Gene Ontology annotation, cellular component: melanosome membrane. The record is from RefSeq and is a predicted model, not a curated record. The coding region runs from base 230 to 2803 and encodes 857 amino acids.